ACACGCAUGCGUGGUUCAUAUGUCUUGCUCAAUGUUUUUGUCAGCUGUGUCGGUGCUGGUGAAGUUUUCAGGACAAAAUGAGAGUGACAGGAACAGCGGUUUUUAUCACAUGCCUCUUUAUUGCUUCAGCGGCCAGCACAGAGUCGUCGCUUCGGCAGCUGAACACGGAGAACAUUCUAAUUAAUGUGACAACAGGGACAUUGGCGGACACGCAUUCGCAGGAGUCUAACAACUUGCAGAUCAAUUUAAAUAUAUCGGUGGGCGAUGAACAGGUGCUGGUCAAUGACAUCCCCGUGGAACUGUCAGGGGUCACAAGGUUCAACUGUCAAGCUCUUCUCUUGGAUAGCGUCAAUGGAAGUAGUGAAUUUGAAUCCGGGGAUUUGGUGUCCACUGUUACCCGGGUGAUGGUGAGCCAGAACCGGCUGUACAGCGACUCAGAGGAGGUGGUGGCUCUGCAGGUGUUCAGCGAAGUGAUAGAGAUGGAGGGCAAAGAGGUCCAGCAGCCCGACAUGUGUGAGGUGAAGAUACUGAUGAGCCCAGACUUCCAGAAGCUAGCCCAGUUUACAAACACUUACCCCAUUGGUCACAGCGAGAUCUUCAGGAUUCCCAGAGAGAAUGAUGUGCUUGUCACAGAUCCACCAAACCCUAGAAAAGAUGAAGACCAGCUGAUAUCCCAGACCACCAGCCAGUACCCCCUGAAGCACACAGACACCACACAGGAGGAGAUUGCAGCUCCUGGGAAGCUCCCAGAGACUCCACUGCGUAUGGACCCUGACCUGCUGUAUGAUGUCAGAUAUGAUGAGGAGUUCAAUGACAGAGAGCCGAGUCAACUGGAUCACAUUCAGAUGGAAACUCCACGUAAAGAGCUGAUAUCAUCUUACUCUGCCAUGUGUCGGUGGGUGGAGCAGCUGAGAGAGCAUCUGAGGCGCUUCUGCUCAGAGUCGCUGCCUCUCUUCUUCCUGGUUAUGUGGGUGGUGGUAAUCGGAGUUGUCGGAUCAGCCGUCAUAGUCAAGAUAUUGGACAUGUUCUUCCCAGCCUGUGAACACAAGCACAUUUUCCACCUGAACACUGUCACGAUGAUGCCAGAGGAUGAGAAGCACACUCUACUGGAGAACAUAGAAGAAGCAGCAGAGGAGGAGGAGGAGGAGAAGCCCUGAAUGAGCCACCAGCUUCACUUUGAGUUUGUUCUUGUCUAUUCUUCACCCUGAGUUACAGUGUUCCGUCCUCAGCAUGGCCUGUCCCAAGCUUAUGUUCACAUCGGUGAACUACUUUACUGCUGUUCUUCAGUUGUUCUCACUUACGCGUGACUGUCACUAACUACUUUUUUUACUACCAAUUCUGAACCUUGUUAGCUCAGUGGCCAGUUUUUUAGAUUCAUGGGUCUGUCUGCGGUUCUUUAUAAAAACAUUGAGUUUUCAAGCACAUUACAAAGAAGAGAAAAGUAAUAUAUCAAGAGCUGCAAGGAACCAUUAGCUUAGCAUAAAGACUAACACGAAAACAGCUUGCGUGCAUGUUACAGCUCAUCUCAUACAAAAACCUUUACUUUAUUCUACAAACUUUUAGGUUUGAACAGAUGAACAACAAAUCAGUGUCAUGUUUCUACAGCACUAGACAGGAAUGGAGUGACUAAAAUGUCAAACUGUAGCAUUAAGUAAUGUUCAUGGUGGCUUUUGAUGAACGUCAAAGGCCUCAAAGUGGAAUAAAUGAGUAUUUUUUUAUUUUUACUUUUUUAUUCUCAUUGGUUGGAUGUUCUAUCUUGGCAGGUUGUUUGUGGGUCUGUAAAGACAAGACAAGGCUUAUGGCUCUAAUAUUAACACUGUUCUAAACCUCGUCUGCACGUAUGCAUCCCCCACUCAUGCCACUUUAAACCUGGCCCUAAAUGUAACUACUGGAAAACACCCAAGGCACAUCCUACAAUAUGGUUAUUUACUAAAUAGUGGAGAAUUUGCCUUGGUUCUACCUUGAUUUUGUGUUAGUAAUUAUGGAGAAUGUAAGUAAGUUCAGAUGGUCUAUGCAUGCUACAUAUAACCGGAGAGUUCCAGAAGUCUUAUUAUAUAAACAGAAUAAGAACAAACCUUUAGAAAAUCUCUUUUAUUCUGUCUUAUAAUUACCACUUAACUCAAUACAUGUUUGCAACCUGAAGAACUUUAAAUACAAAAAGAAGCUUUGUAAAGUAAAUUAUUAUUAAAAUAUUUGGGCAUGAACACAUUUUCAUUAUUUGGAUGCAGUAUUAAUAUACUGCACCUUUGUUUCCUCUCACCGUUAUGGCCGCAAACCUGGACGAGCGUCUAUUCUGUACUCUGCUGUUAUACUUGGACUUGUUGGAACUCUGUGUGGGACCAGGUAGCUUAGACAAAAGUGUUUUAUUUAUCCAGGUUCUCCCAAUAUGUUCAAUACUUGUGUUGCUUGUUGCCCUGUAACCAUCAGCUUUUUUGUCACAGUAUCUGAGGUCGUCACUUUGUCUACCCCAGGCUCCAGUUCAGCUGCGAAAUGCAUGAUGUGCUGCAGCAGCAAGAGGUGCAUGUGUGCUGUAGCGAGUGAAUGCAGUUUGCCUUUCUAUCAGCAAGUCAUUUAAAGCAGGAAAAUGCAUGAUCAAAUCUGCAUCAAACCCAAUCCAGGUUCUGUAUAGGACACUAAAUUAGCUUGCAGGGCAAAGGCAUGAGCUCAAAGGUUUCUGAAGGGUUUUCCUUUGUUUAGGUGUCAUUAGGUCCGUGUGUGCAUAAGUUGUAUGAAUUACAGCUGGACUGUGUAAUCGGCUCUAAAUACUGCUGAAUAAAUGAUUUCCUUAUGAUCA
This is a messenger RNA of Betta splendens (Siamese fighting fish), 2794 nucleotides long. RefSeq names its product glycoprotein integral membrane 1 (gene ginm1). Bases 78 to 1157 code for a protein of 359 amino acids. The record is from RefSeq and is a predicted model, not a curated record. NCBI's taxonomy places the organism in Eukaryota, Metazoa, Chordata, Actinopteri, Anabantiformes, Osphronemidae. The transcript is spliced from 8 exons.